ACUGAACGUUGCAACUAACCAAAAUGGUUUCCUCUUCCUAAAGGGGUAACUUCCCCCUUAUCACAUUGUGACAUUAUAAUGACCUCUAUAGCUCACAGACAAGGAAUAAACACAGGCUAUUGGAAACACAUAUUGUAUUGUAUUAUAUUCCUAUCCCAGGAUUGCCGGGAGUAGCCAAGGUACAGUGUAAAAUAAGAUUUAGGCCUAUUGCAUAACAAAUAUGUAAUAGCCUAAUUAAUCUGGAGCAGACUAGGCUGUGGCAGUCAGCCCUCCUCUUUUCUCUACGUCACACCUUCCCGGUGCAGCCUCUUCGGGUUGCUAAGACGACGGUUGAGCGCUCCUGCGCCUCUGUUUGGGAAAACUCUGCAGACCAGAAAGAAAACUAACCACAAUAGGUAGUAGCAGUUCUUUAUGAAUGGUGCUUUCAGACAUGGGAAUAGUGACACCAACCCAUUCAAAAUGCUACAGUGAUUCAGAUGUCUUCCUUUUGAUAUCACCAUGAAGUAGGCCUACAUCAGAUAACUAGCCUACUUAAUGGCGACCUUAAAAGAAGUUGAUCACGCAGCUGUGAAUGGAUCAGCCACGGAGCCUCCAACGCAGGAGGACGCAGUUGGUGCGCAGCUUUACAAGACGCCAGAAAGGAGACAUGUCGAUACCCUUCUAGAUAUUAGUGAGCAGGAUUUCUUGACAGAACUGGAGCCAUAUGAGUAUCACUGUUACUCAGGUUGGGAGGAAGCUGUUCAGGGUUGGGCCAGAGUUGCUCCACUGAGCUGCAUACUUUUGACUGAGAGGAAAUACAGGAAACCAAAGCAUAAAGAGGCUGAUAACCCGACCCCCGUGUCUAUUGACCCAACAAUCCCCAUUACAGACAGCCCGGUCAGCAUUGCGGAGAACCGCUGUGAGCCUCAUGUGGGCCCACAUAACAGCUCUAAGAAAAUCAUGCCAUUAAACCAGCAUCCUGGAUCCUGGAGUAACACUGCUGAGGCAGCUCUGCAGACAGAUGCCUUGGAAUGGCUUGUCGAUGGAAAGAGAGAGGAGGAAGGGACACUCAGAGAUACUUCUUUGCAGCCUCACAAUCUCUCCUCCAAAUACUCUUUUGUGUCAGAUAGCAGGCCCACUAAGCCUCAGAAAUACAGCCACAGGCCCAGUAGUACAGUGGUUCCCAUUAAAAACUUCACAUUUUUACCACCAAUUAUAUCACCACACCUGAAUCCUCAGAAAGUCAGUGGCACAAAGGUUCCAGAUGGAGAAACCAUAGAGGAAAACUGUUUCAUAUGUGAUAAGAAGGGCAGAAUGAGACAAACAAGAGUGGACCCUGUUUCUAAUGCAGAGCUUCGCACUUACUCUGCAGCCCUGACCUCCAAGUACCGGACAUGUCUGCAUAAUCCCCACUUGUUCUCUGCUGUAAGUGUUUCUAUCCCCAAGGGGUAUCAAGUACCUGUGUCUUCCAAAGCUGACACAGUGCAUCGCACUAACUACUCAAUGGGCAAGAGCCUCACACAGGCUCUCCACUCCAGCUCUGCAGCAGGUGCGCAGGCACAUAUGCACCCCAGCAAGGCUGUCUAUGCUGUCAAGCUGUACGAGGGCUGCGAAAUAAACGUUUAACAUGACCGAUAACGACAUUUAUGUAUGCAAUCAUUUUAAACUCCCAAAGUAAAAACAACCUGUUUUAACAUAUUGUGUAGCACUGCAUCAUAUGUUUCCAUCAAAACAGAUAGUUGGAAGAAUGAUUUUAAUGGAUGAGACAUGUUCAGAAAAGUAACUCAUUGGAGAGGUAAUUCAUUUAGCUUAGUGUUCCAUCAGUUCAGUUUGGCAUAACAUUUCAGACCAUACAAACCAUAACAGUAAGAGUGUGAACAGAACAUUGCAAUGUUAAGCUCUAUCUAUCAUUCGGGCCUUGACCAGUUCCCACAAGUGCUUUUUCAGCUGUUCUAGUUACCUAGCAACGGUGCAACUAUCUCAUAGGAAGCAUGGCAGUGUGCCUGCUCACACUUUCUAUUAUUUAACUUUCAACCACAAGCUACAGCUCUGUCAGAUCUUCAGUGUUGCACUGUAGCCUGCAACUAUAUAUGAUGACGUUGCCAAACUAGUGCAUCUGCUCUGUCAAGUAAAAUUAGAUCCAACUUUAGCUUUAUAUCAGUCAGGAGGUAAUUCUGGCUGAUCGCAGAUUGGUUGUACAGUGUAAAAGGGCUUGUCAGUGCAGAAUAGAUCCCUAAACAUACUGGGAUGAUGUUACUUUGUUUUAUCAUACUACCUCUUUGUUCAUUAGCUGCCCUGUAAAAUAAAAAAAUUAUUUGCUUA
Messenger RNA from Micropterus salmoides (largemouth bass), 2301 nucleotides. RefSeq lists its product as uncharacterized. The record is from RefSeq and is a predicted model, not a curated record. Lineage: Eukaryota; Metazoa; Chordata; Actinopteri; Centrarchiformes; Centrarchidae. The coding region runs from base 535 to 1605 and encodes 356 amino acids. The transcript has 3 exons.